This is a messenger RNA of Diabrotica balteata, 933 nucleotides long. The record is from the annotation of a GenBank genome assembly. Lineage: Eukaryota; Metazoa; Arthropoda; Insecta; Coleoptera; Chrysomelidae.
AUGAUCAAAGCAUGUGAGAUUUUAAAAAUAAGGCACUUGCCAUGUUUUGCUCAUACAUUAAAUUUAGUAGUUCAAGAUAAUUUCUCUGCGGAACCUGCACAGGCAAUUUUAAAGAGGUGCAAAGAAAUUGUUAAAUUUUUUAAAUCAAGUUGCAUAGCAUAUGACAAAUUUAACGAAGUGCAAGUGCAAGAAUGGAAAAGUACUGUCAAUAAAAAAAAAGAGCCUUAUAAAUUAGUCCAAGAAGUACCUACAAGAUGGAACAGUUGCUUUUACAUUAUCCAAAGAAUUCUAAAGACUUCUGAGUCAUUAAAUAAAACACUCCUGAAGAUCAGAAAAGCUCCAACCCCUCUUACUAUUGAUGAAAUCUCAAUUUUAGGAGAUUUUGAGAAAGUGCUGGGUUGUUUCGAAGAGGCAACUAAAAAAAUUUCAGGGAAUUCAUAUGUAACCAUCUCAAUGAUAAUUCCAAUGGUUUAUGGAAUCCAUAACAAUCUUGAAUCUGAAAUUAUGGGUACAGAAAUAGGAAACAACUUUCGGCUUGGAUUAUUUGAAUCUAUUUCGAAAAGACUUUUCCAAUAUGAAUCUAGGUCACUUACGAGGAUCAGCACCAUAAUAGAUCCCAGAUUUAAAAAAGAAGCCUUUCGUAUGAAAGAAAAUACUGACCAGGCAUCUAUCUUAUUGGAAAAUGAGAUAACAGUUUAUGCUCGACAAGAGAAAUCUAAAUCCGGCAAUGGAAAUUGUGACAAUGGUGAAUUUGAACAACCCAAGCCGAAAAAAAAACAUUGUUUGAUUUUAUGGAAGAAAAAGUUAAAGGGAAAAUUAAAAAUGUUUUGGCAGAUGUUAUUAUUACCAAAAGACAAUAUCUGGAAAGGCAAAAUGCUUCCAGCGAAACAGAUCCAUUGGUAUUUUGGAAGACCAGAGAAAAGGAAAAAUUAA